This is a messenger RNA of Juglans regia (Persian walnut), 1274 nucleotides long. Its product is annotated as G patch domain-containing protein 8. The record is from RefSeq and is a predicted model, not a curated record. The transcript has 8 exons. The coding region runs from base 102 to 1004 and encodes 300 amino acids. Lineage: Eukaryota; Viridiplantae; Streptophyta; Magnoliopsida; Fagales; Juglandaceae. Gene Ontology annotation, molecular function: nucleic acid binding.
AAUGAGCAGAAACAGAGCAUCGUCGAGUUCCGAAGCAGAGUUGCUUUUCUCCUUCAUCGCAACUAGUUCUCUCUCAAUAUUUAGGGUUUAAGUGAUUGACGAUGGACCAUCAAUGGUUCAAUGGUAGACAGGAAAUGAGUUCUCGAGAUAGACAACAGCAUGAAAAGGAGCAGGACUCCGUUGUUGAGGAUUUGUCAGAGGAUUUUCGCCUGCCAAUUAAUCAUAGGCCUACAGAAAAUGUUGAUCUGGAUAAUGUGGAACAAGCUUCAUUGGACACACAGUUGACGUCAUCUAAUAUUGGUUUUAGGCUUCUCCAAAAAAUGGGAUGGAAAGGAAAGGGUCUUGGGAAGAAUGAGCAAGGAAUAACUGAGCCAAUAAAAUCUGGUAUCAGGGAUCCAAAAUUAGGGGUUGGAAAACAAGAAGAAGAUGAUUUUUUUACUGCAGAAGAAAAUAUCCAACGAAGAAAGCUUGAUGUAGAGGUAGAUGAGACCGAGGAACAUGCAAAGAAGCGGGAGGUGUUAGCAGAGCGUGAGCAGAAAAUUCAAACUGAGGUGAAAGAAAUUCGCAAAGUGUUCUAUUGUGAUCUGUGCAACAAGCAAUACAAAUUGGCUAUGGAAUUUGAAGCUCACCUGAGCUCAUAUGAUCAUAAUCACAGAAAGCGUUUUAAAGAAAUGAGAGAAAUGCAUGGUACUAGCAGCCGGGAUGAUCGGCAAAAACGAGAACAGCAACGCCAGGAGAGGGAAAUGGCAAAGUUUGCUCAGAUGGCAGAUGCUCAUAAGCAGCAGCAGCAGCUGCAACAGCAACAAGAAGAUUCUGGGUCUGCCCCAAUUGCUUCCGAACUGAAAGGUGCUACCACAGUUGCAGUUCAGGAUCAGCGGAAGGCAUUAAAGUUUGGUUUUUCUUCUAAAGGUGGCACCUCCAAGAAUGCUUUUGGUAGUGCUGCAAAGAAGCCAAAAGUACCUGUUGCCUCGGUUUUCAGCAAUGAUAGCGACGAAGAACAGUGAGAGGUUGCUUUCGCAGCUCAGCUUCAGCAGUGUACCUUAUGUAAUGCUUGCAUUGCUAUAUUUAGGCAGUUCAUGUGAUUGCACUGUUAGCAAUUUCUUCUGUUUUAACGUUUAUGAGACACAUGCCCACAAGUUUAUGGACUUUUCUUGGAUAGGCGUAAAAUAUUGUUCACAUGUUUUUGUUUCCUGUAGAAAUUGAAAAAUAUUGAUACAUGCAAAUGAUUAAUUUGGUAAAUUCUAUAUUGAAUGUAUGACUAUAUUGAAGUUGAA